Messenger RNA from Gossypium arboreum, 834 nucleotides. Its product is annotated as ubiquitin-conjugating enzyme E2-17 kDa. Gene Ontology annotation, biological process: protein polyubiquitination. The transcript has 5 exons. Gene Ontology annotation, molecular function: ubiquitin conjugating enzyme activity. Gene Ontology annotation, cellular component: nucleus. The record is from RefSeq and is a predicted model, not a curated record. NCBI's taxonomy places the organism in Eukaryota, Viridiplantae, Streptophyta, Magnoliopsida, Malvales, Malvaceae. Bases 177 to 623 code for a protein of 148 amino acids.
CGCCACCUCUUUGUAUAGUGCAUAUCAUAUACAAAACAAAAAAAAAAAAAAAAGCCCCAAUUUUUUUUUCUUUCGCUCCGUAAGAAUAACCUAAUAAUCGACUUUUUUCGUUCUCAAUUCUCACCUCCAAGUUUACCUUACUGUUCUUUGUUUGAGUCUUGGGAGAGGGUUUCUGAAUGGCUUCAAAGCGAAUUAACAAGGAGUUGAAGGAUCUGCAGAAGGAUCCCCCUGCUUCAUGCAGUGCCGGCCCUGUCGCUGAUGAUAUGUUUCACUGGCAAGCAACAAUCAUGGGCCCAACAGACAGUCCUUUUGCUGGAGGGGUCUUUCUUGUUGCCAUUCACUUCCCCCCAGACUAUCCUUUCAAGCCACCCAAGGUUUCUUUUCGAACAAAGGUUUUCCAUCCUAACAUUAACAGCAAUGGAAGCAUCUGUCUUGACAUUCUCAAGGAGCAGUGGAGUCCUGCCCUCACCAUAUCCAAGGUGCUUUUGUCAAUAUGCUCACUGCUUACAGAUCCAAACCCUGAUGACCCUCUGGUGCCUGAGAUUGCUCACAUGUACAAGACUGAUAGAGCCAAAUAUGAGAGUACUGCUCGCUCAUGGACCCAGAAAUACGCAACGAAUUAAGGGUCUGCCAAGAGGUCAUGGUUGAUCCUUUAUUAGUAAAUAAUAGAAAUAACCUUGGCUGGAUAUUACAACGUAUUUGAUAAGUUUUUUGUUGUUUUUUAAAAAAAAAAACAAAACUGAAUGUGUCUCCUAAUAGCUGUUUAUAUAUAUAAACUAGGAAUACGCUAGUUGAUUUUAAAAUAAUUAUGAAUCUGUUUUAUAUUUAAAAUAA